AUGUCGCUGAAGACAAGGCAGACUGCGGCGCUCUGCCUGCUGGCGCUCAUCCUCCAGUUUCUGCCUCAGUUCACUGCUUCCGCAGAGGAGACGAAACAUCGGGUAAAGAGGAGCGCUAGGAACAUCAGUGUCACCCCCACUGCUGACAUCACCGCCACUCCUGACAUAAGCACCACGGAUGUCACCACCACUUCUGAGAUCACAACUAAGAUCACCACCAUUCCUGAUGUGACCACCACCCCUGAUAUCACUACCACUGAGAUCACCACUACUUCUGACGUCAGCACCACUGAGAUCACCACAACUCAUGACAUCACUACCACUACUAAAAUCACCACCACUGAUAUCACCACCAAUCCUGUUGUCACCACCACGGAGAUCACCACCAUUCCUGAGAUCACCACCAUUCCUGAGAUUUCCACCACUGAGAUCACGAGCACUACUAUCAUUACAAAUCCUGGGAUCACCACCACUGAGAUCACCACCACUCCUGAGAUCACUACGACCACUGAGAUCACUAUUACUCCUGAGUUCACCACCACUGAGAUCACCACCACUCCUGAGGUCACCACCACUCCUGAGAUCACCACCACUCCUGACGUCACCACCACUCCUGAGAUCACCAGCACUCCUGAGAUCACCACCACUCCAGAUGUCACCACCACUGUGAUCACCACCACUCCUGAGAUCACCACCAGUCCUGACGUCACCACAACUCCUGAUAUCACCACCACCACUGAGAUCACCACCACUACUGAGAUCACCACCACUCCUGAUGUCACCACCACUGUGAUCACCAUCACUCCUGAUGUCACCACCACAGAGAUCACCACCACCACUGAGAUCACAACCACUCCUGACAUCACCACCACUAAGAUCACUACCACUCCUGAGUUCACCACCACUGAGAUCACCACCACUCCUGACAUCACCACCACUCCGGAGAUCACCACCACUCCUGAGAUCACCACCACUUCUGAUGUCACCACCACUGAGGUCAUCACCACCACUGAGAUCACCACCACCCCUGAGAUCACGACCACUCCUGAUGUCACCACCACUGUGAUCACCACCACUCCUGAUGUCACCACCACAGAGAUCACCACCACUGCCGAGAUCACCACCACUCCUGAGAUCACUACGACCACUGAGAUCACUACCACUCCUGACAUCACCACCACUCCUGAGAUCACUAUGACCACUAAGAUCACUACCACUCCUGACAUCACCACCACUCCUGAUAUCAACACCACUCCUGAGAUCACCAUCACUGUGAUCACCACAACUCCUGAGAUCACCACUACUCCUGAUGUCACCACCACUGUGAUCCCCACCACUCCUGACAUUACCACCACUCCUGACAUCACUACCACUGAGAUCACCACCACUCCUGAGUUCACCACCUCUGAGAUCACCACCACUCCUGACGUCACCACCACUCCUGAGAUCACCACCACUCCUGAGAUCACCACCACUCCUGAGAUCACCACCACUGAGAUCACCACCACACCCGAGAUCACCACCACUCCUGAUGUCACCACCACUGUGAUCACCACCACUCCUGAGAUCACCACCACUGAGAUCACCCCAACUCCUGAUUUCACCACCACUCCUGAGAUCACCACCACUGAGAUCACCACCACUCCUGAUAUCACCACCACUACUGAGAUCACCACCACUCCUGAUAUCACCACCACUCCUGACAUCACCACCACUCCGGAGAUCACCACCACUCCUGAGAUCACCACCACUUCUGAUGUCACCACCACUGAGGUCAUCACCACCACUGAGAUCACCACCACCCCUGAGAUCACGACCACUCCUGAUGUCACCACCACUGUGAUCACCACCACUCCUGAUGUCACCACCACAGAGAUCACCACCACUGCCGAGAUCACCACCACUCCUGAGAUCACUACGACCACUGAGAUCACUACCACUCCUGACAUCACCACCACUCCUGAGAUCACUAUGACCACUAAGAUCACUACCACUCCUGACAUCACCACCACUCCUGAUAUCAACACCACUCCUGAGAUCACCAUCACUGUGAUCACCACAACUCCUGAGAUCACCACUACUCCUGAUAUCACCACCACUCCUGACGUCACCACCACUCCUGAGAUCACCACCACUCCUGAGAUCACCACCACUCCUGAGAUCACCACCACUGAGAUCACCACCACACCCGAGAUCACCACCACUCCUGAUGUCACCACCACUCCAGAUGUCACCACCACUGAGAUCACCACCACUCCUGACGUCACCACCACUCCUGAUAUCACCACCACUCCUGAUGUCACCACCACUGAGAUCACCACCACUCCUGAGAUCACCACCACUCCUGAGAUCACCACCACUCCUGAGAUCACCACGACUUCUGAGAUUAUCACCACUCCUGAUAUCACCACCACUCCUGACAUCACCACCACCACUCCUGGGAUCACCACCACCUCUGAUGUCACCACCACUCCUGAGAUCACCACCACUCCUGACGUCACCACCACUCCUGAGAUCACCAGCACUCCUGAGAUCACCACCACUCCAGAUGUCACCACCACUGUGAUCACCACCACUCCUGAGAUCACCACCAGUCCUGACGUCACCACAACUCCUGAUAUCACCACCACUCCUGACAUCACCACCACUCCGGAGAUCACCACCACUCCUGAGAUCACCACCACUUCUGAUGUCACCACCACUGAGGUCAUCACCACCACUGAGAUCACCACCACCCCUGAGAUCACGACCACUCCUGAUGUCACCACCACUGUGAUCACCACCACUCCUGAUGUCACCACCACAGAGAUCACCACCACUGCCGAGAUCACCACCACUCCUGAGAUCACUACGACCACUGAGAUCACUACCACUCCUGACAUCACCACCACUCCUGAGAUCACUAUGACCACUAAGAUCACUACCACUCCUGACAUCACCACCACUCCUGAUAUCAACACCACUCCUGAGAUCACCAUCACUGUGAUCACCACAACUCCUGAGAUCACCACUACUCCUGAUGUCACCACCACUGUGAUCCCCACCACUCCUGACAUUACCACCACUCCUGACAUCACUACCACUGAGAUCACCACCACUCCUGAGUUCACCACCUCUGAGAUCACCACCACUCCUGACGUCACCACCACUCCUGAGAUCACCACCACUCCUGAGAUCACCACCACUCCUGAGAUCACCACCACUGAGAUCACCACCACACCCGAGAUCACCACCACUCCUGAUAUCACCACCACUCCUGACGUCACCACCACUCCUGAUAUCACCACCACUCCUGACAUCACCACAACUGAGAUCACCACCACUCCUGAUGUCACCACCACUGAGAUCACCACCACUCCUGAGAUCACCACCACUCCUGAGAUCACCACCACUCCUGAGAUCACCACGACUUCUGAGAUUAUCACCACUCCUGAUAUCACUACGACUCCUGACAUCACCACCAAUCCUGAUGUCACCACCACUCCUGAUGUCAUAACCACUGAGAUCACCACUACUCCUGAGAUCACCACCACCCCUGAGAUCACUACGACCACUGAGAUCACCACCACUCCUGAUUUCACCACUACUGAGAUCACCACCACUCCUGAGAUCACUACGACCACUGAGAUCACCACUACUGAGAUCACCACCACCACCACUGAGAUCACCACCACUCCAGACAUCACCACCACUGAGAUCACCACCACUACUGAUGUCACUACUACUCCUGAGAUCACCACCACCACUCCUGAGAUCACCACCACCACUCCUGACAUCACCACCACUCCUGACAUCACCACCACCACUUCUGAGAUCACCACCACUUCUGAGAUUAUCACCACUCCUGAUGUCACCACCACUCCUGAUGUCACUACAACUCCUGACAUCACCACCACUCCUGUCAUCACCACCACUGAGAUCACCACCACUCCUGAUGUCACCACCACUGAGAUCACCACCACUACUGAGAUCACCACCACUUCUGAUGUCACUACAACUCCUGAGAUCACCACCACUCCUGAUGUCACCACCACUCCUGAUAUCACCACCACUACUGAGAUCACCACCACUUCUGAUGUCACUACAACUCCUGAGAUCACCACCACUCCUGAUGUCACCACCACUCCUGAUAUCACCACCACUCCUGAGAUCACCACUACACCUGAGAUCACUACGACCACUGAGAUCACCACUACUGAGAUCACCACCACUCCUGAUGUCACCACCACUGAGAUCACCACGACCACUGAGAUCACCACCACUCCUGACAUCACCACCACUGAGAUCACCACCACCCCUGAUGUCACCACCACUGAGAUCACCACCACUCCUGAGAUCACCACCACUCCUGAUGUCACCACCAUUCCUGAGAUCACCACCACUGAGAUCACUACCACCCCUGAGAUCACCACCACGACUUAUGUCACCACCACUGAGAUCACCACUACCACUGAGAUCACCACCACUCCUGAUGUCACUACUACUCCUGAGAUCACCACCACCCCUGAUGUCACCACCACUGAGAUCACCACCACUCCUGAGAUCACCACCACUCCUGAUGUCACCACCAUUCCUGAGAUCACCACCACUGAGAUCACUACCACCCCUGAGAUCACCACCACGACUUAUGUCACCACCACUGAGAUCACCACCACUCCUGAGAUCACCACCACUCCUGACAUUACCACCACUGAGAUCACCACCACUCCUCUUGUCACCACCACUGAGAUCAGUACGACUCCUGAGAUCACCACUCCUGACAUCACUACCACUCCUGAGAUCACCACCACUUCUGAUGUCACUACAAUUCCUGAUGUCACUACAACUCCUGACAUCACCACCACUCCUGUCAUCACCACCACUGAGAUCAUCACCACUCCUGAGAUCACCACCACUGAGAUCACCACCACUUCUGAUGUCACUACAACUCCUGAGAUCACCACCACUCCUGAUGUCACCACCACUCCUGAUAUCACCACCACUACUGAGAUCACCACCACUUCUGAUGUCACUACAACUCCUGAGAUCACCACCACUCCAGAUGUCACCACCACUCCUGAUGUCACUACAACUCCUGACAUCACCACCACUCCUGUCAUCACCACCACUCCUGUCAUCACCACCACUCCUGACGUCACCACCACUGAAAUCACUACCACCCCAGAGAUCACCACCACUCCUGACAUCACUACGACUGAGAUCACCACCACUGAGAUCACCACCACCCCUGAGAUUACUACGACCACUGAGAUCACCACUACUGAGAUCACCACCACUUCUGAUGUCACCACCACUGAGAUCACCACCACCACUGAGAUCACCGCCACUCCUGACAUCACCACCACUGAGAUCACCACCACCACUGAGAUCACCACCACUCCUGACAUCACCACCACUGAGAUCAACACCACUCCUGAGAUUAUCACCACUCCUGAUAUCACUACCACGCCUGAGAUCACCACUACUUCUGAUGUCACCACUCCUGAUAUCACCACCACCGAGAUCACCACCACUUCUGAGAUCACCACCACAUCUGAUGUCACCACAACUCCUGAGAUCACCACCACUCCUGAUGUCACUACAACUCCUGACAUCACCACCACUCCUGAUAUCACCACCACUUCUGAUGUCACUACAACUCCUGAUGUUACUACAACUCCUGACAUCACCACCACUCCUGUCAUCACCACCACUGAGAUCUCCACUACUCCUGAUGUCACCACCACUGAGAUCACCACCACUACUGAGAUCACCACCACUUCUGAUGUCACCACCAUUCCUGAUGUCACUACAACUUCUGACAUCACCACCACUCCUGUCAUCACCACCACUGAGAUCACCACCACUCCUGACGUCACCACCACUGAAAUCACUACCACCACUGAGAUCACCACCACUCCUGACAUCACUACCACUGAGAUCACCACCACUCCUGAGAUCACCACUACCCCUGAGAUCACUACGACCACUGAGAUCACCACUACUGAGAUCACCACCACUCCUGAUAUCACUACCACCCCUGAGAUCACCACCACAUCUGAUGUCACCACAACUCCUGAGAUCACCACCACUCCUGACAUCACCACCACCGAGAUUACCACCACUUCUGAGAUCACCACCGCAUCUGAUGUCACCACAACUCCUGAGAUCACCACCACUCCUGAUGUCACCACCACUCCUGACAUCACUACCAUUGAAAUCACCACCUCUCGUGAUGUCACCACCACUGAGAUCACCACCACCACUGAGAUCACCACCACUCCUGAUAUCACUACCACCCCUGAGAUCACCACCACAUCUGAUGUCACCACAACUCCUGAGAUCACCACCACUCCUGACAUCACCACCACCGAGAUUACCACCACUUCUGAGAUCACCACCACAUCUGAUGUCACCACAACUCCUGAGAUCACCACCACUCCUGAUGUCACCACCACUCCUGACAUCACCACCAUUGAAAUCACCACCUCUCGUGAUGUCACCACCACUGAGAUCACCACCACCACUGAGAUCACCACCACUCCUGAUGUCACUACUACUCCAGAGAUCACCACCACUGAGAUCACCACCACUCCUGGUGUCACCACCACUGAGAUCACUAUGACUCCUGAGAUCACCACUCCUGACAUCACUACCACUCCUGAGAUCACCACCACUCCUGUCGUCACCACCACUGAGAUCACCACCACUCCUGAUGUCACUACUACUCCUGAGAUCACCACCACCACUCCUGAGAUCACCACCACUCCUGACAUCACCACCACUGAGAUCACCACCACUCCUCUUGUCACCACCACUGAGAUCACUACGACUCCUGAGAUCACCACUCCUGACAUCACUACCACUCCUGAGAUCACCACCACUUCUGAUGUCACUACAACUCCUGAUGUCACUACAACUCCUGACAUCACCACCACUCCUGUCAUCACCACCACUGAGAUCUCCACCACUCCUGAUGUCACCACCAUUCCUGAUAUCACCACCACUGAUAUCACCACCACUCCUGAUAUCACCACCACUCCUGACAUCACCACCACUCCUGACAUCACUACCCCUGAGAUCACCACCACUCCUGAGAUCACCACCAGUCCUGAGAUCACUACGACCACUGAGAUCACCACCACUGAGAUCAACACCACUUCUGAUGUCACCACCACUGAGAUCACAACCACCCCUGAGAUCACCACCACAUCUGAUGUCACCACAACUCCUGAGAUCACCACCACUCCUGAUAUCACCACCACUUCUGAUGUCACUACAACUCCUGAGAUCACCACCACUCCUGAUGUCACCACCACUCCUGAUGUCAGUACAACUCCUGACAUCACCACCACUCCUGUCAUCACCACCACUGAGAUCACCACCACUCCUGAUGUGACCACCACUGAGAUCACCACCACUUCUGAUGUCACUACUACUCCUGAGAUCAUCACCACCACUCCUGAGAUCACCACCACUCCUGAUGUCACCACCACUCCUGAUGUCAGUACAACUCCUGACAUCACCACCACUCCUGUCAUCACCACCACUGAGAUCACCACCACUCCUGAUGUGACCACCACUGAGAUCACCACCACUUCUGAUGUCACUACUACUCCUGAGAUCACCACCACCACUCCUGAGAUCACCACCUCUCCUGAUGUCACUACCACUCCUGAUAUCACUACCACCCCUGAGAUCACCACCACAUCUGAUGUCACCACAACUCCUGAGAUCACCACCACUCCUGACAUCACCACCACCGAGAUUACCACCACUUCUGAGAUCACCACCACAUCUGAUGUCACCACAACUCCUGAGAUCACCACCAGUCCUGAUAUCACCACCACGUCUGAUGUCACUAAAAUUCCUGAUGUUACUACAACUCCUGACAUCACCACCACUCCUGUCAUCACCACCACUGAGAUCUCCACCACUCCUGACGUCACCACCAUUCCUGAUAUCACCACCACUGAGAUCAUCACCACUCCUGAGAUCACCACUACUGAGAUCACCACCACUUCUGAUGUCACUACAACUCCUGAGAUCACCACCACUCCUGAUGUCACCACCACUCCUGAUGUCAGUACAACUCCUGACAUCACCACCACUCCUGAUGUCACAACCACUCCUGACAUCACCACCACUGAAAUCACCACCUCUCGUGAUGUCACCACCACUGAGAUCACCACCAACACUGAGAUCACCACCACUCCUGAUAUCACCACCACUUCUGAUGUCACUACAACUCCUGAUGUUACUACAACUCCUGACAUCACCACCACUCCUGUCAUCACCACCACUGAGAUCUCCACCACUCCUGAUGUCACCACCAUUCCUGAUAUCACCACCACUGAGAUCAUCACCACUCCUGAGAUCACCACUACUGAGAUCACCACCACUUCUGAUGUCACUACAACUCCUGAGAUCACCACCACUCCUGAUGUCACCACCACUCCUGAUAUCACCACCACUUCUGAUGUCACUACUACUCCUGAGAUCAUCACCACCACUCCUGAGAUCACCACCACUCCUGAUGUCACCACCACUCCUGAUGUCAGUACAACUCCUGACAUCACCACCACUCCUGUCAUCACCACCACUGAGAUCACCACCACUCCUGACGUCACCACCACUGAGAUCACCACCACUUCUGAGAUCAUCAACACUCCUGACGUCACCACCACUGAGAUCACUACCACCCCUGAGAUCACCACCACAUCUGAUGUCACCACAACUCCUGAGAUCACCACCACUCCUGACAUCACCACCACCGAGAUUACCACCACUUCUGAGAUCACCACCACAUCUGAUGUCACCACAACUCCUGAGAUCACCACCAGUCCUGAUGUCACCACCACUCCUGACAUCACCACCACUGAAAUCACCACCUCUCGUGAUGUCACCACCACUGAGAUCACCACCACCACUGAGAUCACCACCACUCCUGAUAUCACCACCACGUCUGAUGUCACUACAACUCCUGAUAUCACCACCACUUCUGAUGUCACUACAACUCCUGAGAUCACCACCACUCCUGAUGUCACCACCACUCCUGAUAUCACCACCACUUCUGAGAUCAUCAACACUCCUGACGUCACCACCACUGAGAUCACUACCACCCCUGAGAUCACCACCACAUCUGAUGUCACCACAACUCCUGAGAUCACCACCACUCCUGACAUCACCACCACCGAGAUUACCACCACUUCUGAGAUCACCACCACAUCUGAUGUCACCACAACUCCUGAGAUCACCACCAGUCCUGAUGUCACCACCACUCCUGACAUCACCACCACUGAAAUCACCACCUCUCGUGAUGUCACCACCACUGAGAUAACCACCACCACUGAGAUCACCACCACUCCUGAUAUCACUACGACCACUGAGAUCACCACCACUGAGAUCACCACCACUUCUGACGUCACCACCACUGAGAUCACUACCACCCCUGAGAUCACCACCACAUCUGAUGUCACCACAACUCCUGAGAUCACCACCACUCCUGAUGUCACCACCACUCCUGACAUCACCACCACUGAAAUCACCACCUCUCGUGAUGUCACCACCACUGAGAUCACCACCACCACUGAGAUCACCACCACUCCUGAUGUCACUACUACUCCUGAGAUCACCACCACCACUGACAUCACUACCACUCCUGAGAUCACCACCACUUCUGAUGUCACUACAACUCAUGAUGUCACUACAACUCCUAACAUUACCACCACUCCUGUCAUCACCACCACUGAGAUCACCACCACUCCUGACGUCACCACCACUGAGAUCACCACCACUUCUGAGAUCAUCAACACUCCUGACGUCACCACCACUGAGAUCACUACCACCCCUGAGAUCACCACCACAUCUGAUGUCACCACAACUCCUGAGAUCACCACCACUCCUGACAUCACCACCACCGAGAUUACCACCACUUCUGAGAUCACCACCACAUCUGAUGUCACCACAACUCCUGAGAUCACCACCAGUCCUGAUGUCACCACCACUCCUGACAUCACCACCACUGAAAUCACCACCUCUCGUGAUAUCACUAUGACUCCUGAGAUCACCACUCCUGACAUCACUACCACCACUGAGAUCACCACCACUCCUGUCAUCACCACCACUGAGAUCACCACCACUCCUGAUGUCACUACUACUCCUGAGAUCACCACCACCACUCCUGACAUCACCACCACUGAGAUCACCACCACUCCUCUUGUCACCACCACUGAGAUCACUACGACUCCUGAGAUCACCACUCCUGACAUCACUACCACUCCUGAGAUCACCACCACGUCUGAUGUCACUACAACUCCUGAUGUCACUACAACUCCUGACAUCACCACCACUCCUGUCAUCACCACCACUGAGAUCUCCACCACUCCUGACGUCACCACCAUUCCUGAUAUCACCACCACUGAGAUCAUCACCACUCCUGAGAUCACCACUACUGAGAUCACCACCACUUCUGAUGUCACUACAACUCCUGAGAUCACCACCACUCCUGAUGUCACCACCACUCCUGAUGUCAGUACAACUCCUGACAUCACCACCACUCCUGUCAUCACCACCACUGAGAUCACCACCACUCCUGAUGUGACCACCACUGAGAUCACCACCACUUCUGAUGUCACUACUACUCCUGAGAUCACCACCACCACUCCUGAGAUCACCACCUCUCCUGAUGUCACUACCACUCCUGAUGUCACCACCACUCCUGUUGUCACUACAACUCCUGACAUCACCACCACUCCUGUCAUCACCACCACUGAGAUCACCACCACUCCUGACGUCACCACCACUGAGAUCACCACCACUUCUGAGAUCAUCAACACUCCUGACGUCACCACCACUGAGAUCACUACCACCCCUGAGAUCACCACCACAUCUGAUGUCACCACAACUCCUGAGAUCACCACCACUCCUGACAUCACCACCACCGAGAUUACCACCACUUCUGAGAUCACCACCACAUCUGAUGUCACCACAACUCCUGAGAUCACCACCAGUCCUGAUGUCACCACCACUCCUGACAUCACCACCACUGAAAUCACCACCUCUCGUGAUGUCACCACCACUGAGAUCACCACCACCACUGAGAUCACCACCACUCCUGAUGUCACUACUACUCCUGAGAUCACCACCACCACUCCAGAGAUCUCCACCACUGAGAUCACCACCACUCCUGGUGUCACCACCACUGAGAUCACUAUGACUCCUGAGAUCACCACUCCUGACAUCACUACCACCACUGAGAUCACCACCACUCCUGUCAUCACCACCACUGAGAUCACCACCACUCCUGAUGUCACUACUACUCCUGAGAUCACCACCACCACUCCUGACAUCACCACCACUGAGAUCACCACCACUCCUCUUGUCACCACCACUGAGAUCACUACGACUCCUGAGAUCACCACUCCUGACAUCACUACCACUCCUGAGAUCACCACCACGUCUGAUGUCACUACAACUCCUGAUAUCACCACCACUUCUGAUGUCACUACAACUCCUGAGAUCACCACCACUCCUGAUGUCACCACCACUCCUGAUGUCAGUACAACUCCUGACAUCACCACCACUCCUGUCAUCACCACCACUGAGAUCACCACCACUCCUGAUGUGACCACCACUGAGAUCACCACCACUUCUGAUGUCACUACUAUUCCUGAGAUCACCACCACCACUCCUGAGAUCACCACCUCUCCUGAUGUCACUACCACUCCUGAUGUCACCACCACUCCUGUUGUCACUACAACUCCUGACAUCACCACCACUCCUGUCAUCACCACCACUGAGAUCACCACCACUCCUGACGUCACCACCACUGAGAUCACCACCACUUCUGAGAUCAUCAACACUCCUGACGUCACCACCACUGAGAUCACUACCACCCCUGAGAUCACCACCACAUCUGAUGUCACCACAACUCCUGAGAUCACCACCACUCCUGACAUCACCACCACCGAGAUUACCACCACUUCUGAGAUCACCACCACAUCUGAUGUCACCACAACUCCUGAGAUCACCACCAGUCCUGAUGUCACCACCACUCCUGACAUCACCACCACUGAAAUCACCACCUCUCGUGAUGUCACCACCACUGAGAUAACCACCACCACUGAGAUCACCACCACUCCUGAUAUCACUACGACCACUGAGAUCACCACCACUGAGAUCACCACCACUUCUGACGUCACCACCACUGAGAUCACUACCACCCCUGAGAUCACCACCACAUCUGAUGUCACCACAACUCCUGAGAUCACCACCACUCCUGAUGUCACCACCACUCCUGACAUCACCACCACUGAAAUCACCACCUCUCGUGAUGUCACCACCACUGAGAUCACCACCACCACUGAGAUCACCACCACUCCUGAUGUCACUACUACUCCUGAGAUCACUACCACUCCUGAGAUCACCACCACUUCUGAUGUCACUACAACUCCUGAUGUCACUACAACUCCUGAGAUCACCACCACUCCUGAGAUCACCACCACUCCUGAUAUCACUACAAUUCCUGACAUCACCACCACUCCUGAUGUCACCACCACUCCUGACAUCACCACCACCGAGAUCACCACCACUUCUGAGAUCACCACCACAUCUGAUGUCACCACAACUCCUGAGAUCACCACCACUCUUGAUGUCACCACUACUCCUGAGAUCACCACCAGCGCUGAGAUUAUCACCACUACUGUGACCCCCACCACUACUGUGACCCCCACCACUCCUAUCUUGGCUUUGUCUUUUGCAGUGACCUGCCUGAAUGGAGGAUCCUGGACAGGGAAGGUCUGCCUUUGCCCCAAUGGCUUCUCAGGGGAUCGCUGUCAGGAUCGUGUUCCGAUUGUCAGCUGUCAGAAUGGAGGGACGUGGGACGGCCUCAAAUGUCAGUGUACCAGCCUCUUCCACGGACCCCGGUGUGAGGAUGUGGUGGAGAGUAUCGAGAUAGAGCCCACAGUCUCUGCCACCGUGGAAGUGACUGUCAGAGUGACCAGCCAAAACUUCAGCGAAGAGCUAAAUGACCGGGAAUCCGAGGAAUUCAAGAAGUUCAAUGAGACAUUCUCAGAACAGAUGGCGAUAAUUUAUGCUGGAAUUCCUGAGUAUGACGGGGUUGACAUCAAAGGGCUGAGGAACGGCAGUAUCAUUGUGGAUUAUGAUGUCAUCCUGAAGGCCCAGUACACCCCAGAAUAUGAAGACGUGUUUCAGGUCAUCAAAAGUGAUGUGCAGAAAAAAAUCAUAAAUGCAACCCAGGUUCAAGUAAGCGGUGCUAAUAAUACUUGUACAGGGUUUUUGCUGUGUUUCAAUGCAAAAGACACCCAAGUACAAAGCAUUACCAUUUCAGAUGUCAUCACUCCUGAAGAGGAAUGCUGGGAGCAGGCUGGGGAAGAGUAUAAGCAGUAUGUCUUAGCGGAACAAAAGGACGAAAAGUGGCACUGUAUCACGGCCUGCUCAACAGGGUACACAUCCUCCCUGGACUGCCACUAUGGCAAGUGCCAGCUGCAGCGGAGUGGCCCCCAGUGUCUCUGCCUGACCACAGACACUCACUGGUACAGCGGAGAGACUUGCGACUGGGGCAUCCAGAAAAGCCUGGUCUACGGGCUCGUGGGAGCCGGGGUGGCCGUGCUGCUGCUGGUCCUCGUUAUCCUGGCCGUGUUCUCCUUCCGCUACAGAAGAGAGGCGCAAAGGCAAAGUUCCAGAGUGACUCAGAUGCAAAAGUGGAAUGAAGAGGAAGGCAGAACUCCUGGCGCCUUCAACAACAUGGGUUUUGACCACAACGAAGAACGAGAAGACUACAUCAACUUGGGCUCUGUGUACAGCAACUUUGAUGUCUUACGCAAUAUAAACCCUGACGAAAAGAUCCAGAUCCAGAGGCCCCAGGUAGUCAUGACAUCACUGUAA
Molecule: messenger RNA, 13887 nt
Organism: Chionomys nivalis (European snow vole)
Lineage: Eukaryota; Metazoa; Chordata; Mammalia; Rodentia; Cricetidae
Product: mucin-2-like
Exons: 46
Coding region: 1-13887 (4628 amino acids)
Source: RefSeq, a predicted model, not a curated record